UAACGGGGCGGGGACAGAACAACAGCUCCGGGAGCCGGGGAAGAGCAGGAAUACCGGGAGAAAGCAAAGAAGCCGCUGUUGUCCCGGUCGCCUGCAGCCCCCGGGCGGGGGGAGGAAUCGCGUUCCUUCUCCCUCUCUCUCCGGGCUGACAGCCGCCGCCUGACGGGGACACCGGGAAGGCGGUUGGUCGGUGAGUGGGCGGCGGCGGCGGCGGCGGCGGCGGGGGGGGGGUGGAGAGGAGGCGGCAGCUGAGACUUUGACUGGGAGAAGCUAUGGUGGCCGACCGAGAGCAGGCAUCGCCGGCACCGCUGUAAAUCUGCUCCCGGGGUUAAGGAGCCAGCUGGGGAGAUCGGCGGCGGCGCCAUGGAGGCGGAGGAGCUGCUGAUGGAAAGCGAGAGCUUCCUGCGCACUGAGGUCGAGCGGCUGAACCGGGAGCUCAGCGAGACGACCCAGGAGAAGAUCCAGGCGGCCGAGUACGGGCUGGUGGUGUUGGAGGAGAAGCAGAGCCUCAAACAACAGUACGACGAGCUGGAGAGCGAGUACGAGACAGUGAAACAGGAGUUGGAACAGCUCCGAGAGGCUUUUGGUCAGGCGUAUAGCAACCAGAAAAAGGUAGCAGCUGAUGGAGAGAGCCGUGAGGAAUCAUUGAUUCAGGAGUCUGCUUCUAAAGAGGCAUAUUAUGUCGGGAAGAUUCUGGAGCUACAAACAGAACUGAAACAGAUCAAAAAUGUGCUCACUAAUGCCCAGUCUGAAAAUGAUCAUCUUGCUUCAAUCACACAGCAGCUAAAAGAGAACAAUCAGGUUGUGGAGCUGCAAAGAAAUCGCCUGCGUGAUGAUAUUAAAGAAUAUAAAUUCCGUGAAGCAAGGCUUUUGCAAGAUUACUCUGAGCUUGAAGAUGAAAACAUCUCUCUUCAGAAGCAAGUCUCUGUCCUUAAACAAAACCAGGUUGAAUUUGAAGGUCUUAAACAUGAAAUCAAAAGACUUGAGGAAGACACAGAAUUCCUCAACAGCCAAUUGGAAGAUGCCAUCAGACUGAAAGAAAUAGCAGAACGCCAACUUGAGGAAUCCUUGGAGACACUGAAGAAUGAGCGUGAGCAGAAAAACAAUAUGCGAAAGGAAUUAUCUCACUAUAUGAAUAUCAAUGAUUCAAUGUACACUAGCCAGUUGAAUAUAUCGCUGGAUGGAUUGAAGUUUAGUGACGAUGGCAAUGAACCAAACAAUGACGAGAUGAUUAAUGGUUAUGAAAACAACAGCCUCAGCAAAAUGAAUGGUGAUAAUAAGCUGUCCACUCCUAAGAAAAAUGAUAUCUUUAAGCCAGCACCAAGUUUGGUAUCCGAUUUGCUAAGUGAACUGAAUAUUUCUGAAAUUCAAAAGCUGAAACAGCAGCUUAUGCAGGUGGAAAGGGAGAAGACCACAUUACUUGCCACUCUCCAAGAGUCUCAAAAGCAGCUGGAACAUGCAAGAGGUGCUUUGUCAGAACAGCACGAGAAAGUUAACAGACUCACUGAGCAUGUCAGUGCCAUGAAGAAACUUCAGGCUAGCAAAGAACGACAGACUUCACUUGAUAAUGAAAAAGAGCGAGACAGUCAUGAAGAUGGGGAUUACUAUGAAGUAGAUAUAAAUGGACCUGAGAUUCUGGAGUGCAAAUACAAGGUAGCUGUUGCUGAUGUAAAUGAACUUAAGGAAGAGCUAAAAAAUUUGAAGGCCAAGUACACUGAUUAUGAGAACAAAUAUGAAAAAGAGAAGACCAGCAAUGAAAAUGAAAUCCAAGUAUUGACAGAAAAACUUACAUUACUGGAGAAAACUAAUAAACAAGACCGGGACCAGGUAAUCUGCCUAGAAAAGGAGCUGAAGAAAGUAAAUGAGGUAGCUGAAGGGACCCAAGGUAGCUUGACUGUUGCUCAAGAUGAGCUGGUCACUUUCAGUGAAGAAUUAGCAAAUCUGUACAACCAUGUUUGUAUGUGCAACAAUGAGACACCCAACCGGGUAAUUUUGGAUUACUUCAAGGAAGGCAAAGAUGUUCGCAGUAGUCCAGAAGGUAGAGAAAGAAGAUCGCCAGUUCUGCUGACUAAGGGACUUUUUCCAGGAGAGAUUGGAAAAAUUGAAAAUGGUAAUGGAGACACUGUACCAUCUUCUGCUUCACCUUUGCCCACCCCAUUGUCUUAUUCCAGUGAUCCACGCAAAGAGCCGAUGAAUAUUUACAACCUGAUUGCUGUCAUUCGAGACCAGAUCAAGCACCUUCAAAAAGCAGUUGACAGAUCAACAGAACUAUCCAAACAACGCGCUACAUCGCCUGAACUUGGGCCAGUGGCAGACAAAGACAAAGAAGUAUAUAUGGAUGAGAUCUUGAAACUGAAGUCCUUGUUGAGCACCAAGAGAGAACAAAUAGCAACACUGAGGACUGUCCUCAAAGCAAACAAGCAGACUGCUGAAGUAGCCCUUACAAAUCUGAAGAGUAAAUAUGAAAUCGAGAAAGCUAUGGUCACCGAGACCAUACUGAAACUGCGUAAUGAGCUCAAGGCUUUAAAAGAAGAUGCUGCAACCUUCUCAUCCUUGAGAGCCAUGUUUGCAACAAGAUGCGAUGAGUAUGUAAAUCAGCUUGAUGAAAUGCAGCGUCAACUUGCUGCUGCUGAGGAUGAGAAGAAGACUCUGAACUCUCUUCUUCGCAUGGCCAUUCAGCAGAAACUGGCACUGACUCAGCGGCUGGAGGACUUAGAGUUUGAUCAUGAGCAGUCCAAGCGUGGCCGAACCAAAUCAUGGACCAAAACCAGAGCUAACAACCCCAGUGUAAGUCAUGUACGCUCUUGUGUUGUCAGACAAGAGGGAGUAGUUGUCAGCAACCAGAUGUAUUGCAGUGAGAAGUACAAAAUCUACUGUGAUUGAUUGUGGUAUGUAGGGAAUUCACAAGAAGUGGAUAGUAAAUAGAUGUGGUGCUUUGGUGUGCAGUGCAGCAUUAAUGCCCUGUUUUCUUAGCAUUGCAGUGAGUUCAUCUGUAUUGGCUUUGUUAACCAUUGCUUAAGGCAUGGAGAUGAAGUAACUGGAUUAGUGUGACAUUUACAUCUUGUAAUAUAAAUUUUUAACUGUGAUAUCCAUGCACUAUAUGGGUAGUAUGGUAUUUCUGAGGUGUUAGUUCAUUCUGUCAGCCUGCUCCAACACCACUGUAUAGCACAAAUGUGCUAUUUUCCCCACCCAGCUUUAGUUUGCACUUCACCUUCCAGACAAAGGGUUAUAUUUAACAAUGUUGCACAUGUUUACAAUAUUGAUAUAUGCAAAUUCAUCCCUUCCCAAUUCAAACUCCAAUUUUGUUUUACCAAUAUUAUGCACAAGGUGAUGUGCAGUUUUAUAAAUGUUUGAGGGCAUUUGUAAUUGCUUUCAAAAUGUAGAGCUUUCCAUUCACUAAUGCUAUUCUUGAAACUGUUUAAAUGAGUGAGGAUUAUAUUCCAAACAAGAGACUCAGUUGAAAUUUUGUUUCUGCAUAUACCAGUAUUGAAAGAGACAAUGCAAUGCUUCAGUGUUAAUUCAUGCUAAUAGUGCUUGUAGGCUAUUAACUUAAAAAUGUCUUACAACUUGUAUUUAUGUAUAUAAGCACAGACCACGUGGAACUCUCCAUUAUGUGUGACAAUAUAGAACAAGGAGGAAGUCCUAAUAUUAAAUACUAGCGAUUUCAAAACUUGAACUGCAUGUGUUAAUUUUUGAAUUUGGCAAAAGCAGUAACUGUGAUAUGGCAGUAACAAAUAAUUAGCAAAAUAUUAAGCCUUUCGAUGCUGUUCAUUCAAAUAAGCACAAAGUAAAACACAUAAUGGACUGUGGGUGCACCAAAUUUGGUAAAAAAACUGCCUGUUAUCAAGCAUAUGUCUUGUCUGUCACUUAAAUUUGCUUUGUCUGGGCACAAGCCCUGCUUGAAGCAAUGUAGAGAAAUAUUCUUAACCCUGCUAUUUCUCAUUGAUUGCCAGUAGCUUUGUUUUCCCAUACCACCAUAUUGCCUAUAAGUAGUCAGGAGAUUUGUUUUAGUAACACAAAUGUAAGUGCAUUGCUUGCCUUCUGGUUCCAGAGAAGAUCAUGAAGUACAUUAAUAUUAUGACUUCGGAAAUUUAUACCUUGUGAUGUGUAAGUUUAAAUAUUUCAUCUCAUUAAUUUUUUCUUUGAAGAAACUUUUAAAAAGAAAAUUUACCACAAAAGAUUAUUUUCAAAUUUAUUUCUAGUUCGGUGUCUCUAAAUCAAAUUUUAGGGUUAAGAUUUAUUCUCUACUGAACUGGCAAUUGAUAACUGUCCUAGGCCUAGUUCAAACAUACUGAAGUAUAUUUAUUACUCACUAUUUUAAUGGAUAAGUAUGAAAUGCAUAUCAUUUCUAGAAACUGAGCUCCAUAAAGUCAUUCAAACUAAAUAUUUAUUACCAUAUGAAGCAGCUAUGCUACAGAAUAUUUCCAUUAAACACCCAGUAGUUUAUGCUGUAAAUGUUGAGUGUUGACUUUGCAUUUUUCUCUUUCUGGGGCUGCUGCCUUAGGAUAUGACUUCAUCGUCAAAAUAACAAGACUAGCUUUGUCCUUUUAGCUGCUCUCAGUGCAUUGACAUGAAGUACUCUCCGGCCUGUGAGCUUUAAAAUUACUUUACAACAGGAUUGAAUGGUGAUAUUUAAAAUAAAUAACUUUAUAUGACACAGGACUAAUGAGGCAUUAGGUGCUUUUAACUUUGGAGUGACACCUGACAAUGAACUGGAAAUUUGCCAUUGCUGAAAUUGUGAAUACAAAGGAUUUCUGUUAAAUUAAAUCCUGCUUUAGUUUUCUAUGCUGCACAAUCCUUUGAAGGCCUUUGAUGUACUGAUAAUUACCUUAAUUGCAUUCUGGGUUAUUAAUAAAUGCCUAUAGUUUGAACUAACUAAGCAUUUAGAAAUGUGACAUUAAACAUUUUUGCUCUGAAGCAGACAUAUUUGCUUCCAAUGUUUCAGGAAAAUUUUUAAAGAUGCAGUGACUUCCCUAUAGUAGUAGCAAAAGUAAACAAUCACUAAAUUUGAUACUUUGAAAAGAGAUUUGUAAAGCAACUUGGGCAAAUAUUUAAAAUGUUUCUCAAAUGUAUGAGCUAAUUUUGUGAUAUGGCAAUGUGUCCCAAGUUUGCAGAAAAGUUUGGAAUAUGCAUCUAUAUACCUAGUGUUAUCUAACUGCUGUUAAAAUGCAGCAUGUGAAAUCUUAUUAUUGCCUACCUCUGUUAGCAGGCUGUCUGUCCUUUGGCUUCUGGCUGUAUUUGCUAUUCCUUAUAGCAGUCUGCAUAUAAUGACCUGCAUGUCUCUCUUAUAAUCUAAUGGCUUUGUAAACCAAUUCCUGUGAUAAAUUAUCUUGUUGCAUGACCAACAUCAGGUCACUCAAUACUUGUGAGGUUAGCUUCCUACAAAUGGCUCGCAUCAUUUUAAACCUUAUUCUGUGCUUUAUAUUCAGAAAUAAUCUAAAAUGUCACCUCCUUUGAUCACUAACAGCCCACACUUUGCAUUAACAGACUAAUAUAACUAGCAAAACCUUGUGCCAUGCAUUCUUCAUGAAUUGCUCCUUGUGCAAGUGGUUAUUUGUAAUAAGAGUUUUGGCUAAUUUAUUUUUAUUUUCCCUUUUUCAGCGAUAAAAGUCCCUGGAGAAGGACUUUCCACCGAGAGUGCAGUUUAUUUAAAAAUUGCUAGUGUAGUCUGUUGCACAAAAUGAACUAAUAGUGAAGAAAACACUUGAACCACAUUAAUAAUAGAGGCAGUUAAUUUGCUGCCUUGUGUUUGUUUUGCACUACAAGUUGCAAAUACGAACAAAACUACAUUAUUAAAAUGGCUGCUGCAGGAAGAGAAACUCACAAGUGUUGAAGAAAUCUUCAAUGAUUUGAUUAACAUUAUGCUUUAUGAUAGAAUAUUCACAAUUUGAGAUGUUAUGAUAUUCAUAUAUGUUUUGCAAUUAUUCAGUGUUUUUAAUCAGAUGUUAUACCUGUGCACUUUUGAUAUAUUUUUUUUAAUUAUUAGGAAGGUAGAAAAUGCUGCGGUUUCUGGAUAUAACUCCUGCCGGUAGUGUCUUUAAUUGGUGUGAUAGAUUUCUGCAUCAGCAUGCUGCAGAAGAGUCAAUUAUAUUUUUAACCUGUGUUCAAAUUAAAUUUUUACACUACCGGUAUUUGUGCUUCAGCAUUUUCUCCAUUAGAAUUUGUUUUGUUUUACAUAUGUUAACUGCCACGUUCUAAAAUCCAGGGUGAUCCAAUUCUGGGGUUUUCUUGUAUAUUAUUCUUAGGAAUAGUUCAAUGUAACAAGGAAAAAACUUGACUUUGUUCUGGUAAUGGUAAUAGACACUUGAAAAGUACUAUUACUAACAAAUUCCAGGAUUUCUGGGUUUAAAAAAAAUCAAGUAUCAUUGAUUUAACAGAAUUUUCUACAAAGGCGCCAAAUAAAUUCCAAAUUGGAAUUGUUUUCUUAUUUCUCGUUUUGUUUAUUGUGCCAAAACUUGGUACAUCUAGAAGAAAAAUCUAAAAGAUUGUUUAUUGUGGGGUGUUCUGUUUCCAUGCCUUGAUUUUGUUAAUCCUGCCAGUAGUGCCUUUGAUAAUUUCAAGAAAGAGUGCUUGUUCUUACAAUUAUGUUUUUGCGAACUAAAAAGUAUUCAAAUUUCAAAAAGAAAGGAUAAAGCAAUAAGUGCAACUGAGAACCCCCCUUUUGCACAAAAUUUCCACUGCAGUCUUAAUUUUACCAAUAAAUUGUAUGAAAUUCUUUUUUGUCGAUGAUACUUCUGAAAUGCAGAUUCAUGCAAAUUCAGGGGAUACUUAUUUUGGGAACCAAAUCUAGUGAGUUUGGACUCCUGACAGACACAUUAAAUUGUAUUAACACAUUUGUGGUUGCAGUACAGAGGACUGUAUCAAAUGUAUCUUAGCUUUGUUUGGUGAUGGUCACAAAUAACUGGUAUUGUUGGCAGAUGUGAAAACAUUAAGACAGUAACUUUCCUUACCAGCUGUGUAAUCAUUGCAUAAGUUCAGCAAACAGAAAAUAGAUGCUGCAUCAACAAACCAUGCCAAUAGAUUCAAUGGUGAUGUUUGUUGAGGCCAGGUUUUGACAAAUUGGGUCAAAUUUAGAAGUAACUUUAAAUUAAGUGCAAUUUAAAUGAUGAGUUUUAGCAUUAUUGUGAAAGACAUUUUCUGUUCGCUGGAAGAAUGGUGUGAUUCUUAUCCUUUUUUGUUACAGUACAGCAUAUGCUCAGUUACAUUAAAAAACAAUGUACUUCAUGUGGGUAUUUAUUUGAAGCAAUUGUCACAGUACUGUAUUACUUUUUAUGUGCAUUAUCAUUUAGUGGCAGGUUGGCUUAAACAUAAUGUCAUAUGCAUGUGUGCCAGCCUAGAGACCUUUACACAGAUUUUUUUUUAAAUUAAAUUGAAGAUUUUAAACAAGUGUGGAACUAAAGGCUUUUUAGACCUUGUGAAAUAUUGGACAUUGGACUUGCAAACAUGUAAAACCUGAAGAGAGGUUUAUUGUAUCAGGAUUGUAUCUGUGUAAAGGUAAUCCUAUUGGCUAUGUCAAUAAAUGUGGAUUAUAAAUAA
This is a messenger RNA of Carcharodon carcharias (great white shark), 7536 nucleotides long. RefSeq names its product protein bicaudal D homolog 2-like. Lineage: Eukaryota; Metazoa; Chordata; Chondrichthyes; Lamniformes; Lamnidae. The record is from RefSeq and is a predicted model, not a curated record. Gene Ontology annotation, biological process: microtubule anchoring at microtubule organizing center; regulation of microtubule cytoskeleton organization; protein localization to organelle. Bases 364 to 2883 code for a protein of 839 amino acids. Gene Ontology annotation, molecular function: dynein complex binding; cytoskeletal adaptor activity; dynactin binding. Gene Ontology annotation, cellular component: cytosol; Golgi apparatus. The transcript is spliced from 7 exons.